Nothobranchius furzeri (turquoise killifish) is the source of this 4333-nucleotide messenger RNA. It is a transcript of the gene lars1b, whose product is annotated as leucyl-tRNA synthetase 1b. The record is from RefSeq and is a predicted model, not a curated record. Gene Ontology annotation, biological process: leucyl-tRNA aminoacylation. Gene Ontology annotation, molecular function: aminoacyl-tRNA deacylase activity; leucine-tRNA ligase activity; ATP binding. Lineage: Eukaryota; Metazoa; Chordata; Actinopteri; Cyprinodontiformes; Nothobranchiidae.
CAUUACCCAAGAAACACAGCGAAAAGCUGAUCGCGUGUGUCAUCAUCCGGACACCGGUGGCGUGGGUUUCUUUUGACAUACUGGAGACUAUUUCAACCCUUUUUUUCCCGAAGCAAUAAACAAUAUUGCGAUUAAUUUUGUUCAGAAUGACGGAACGAAAAGGAACUGCAAAGUUGGACUAUUUAAGAAAGAUUGAGUUAGAAAUUCAAGACAAAUGGGAGAAGGAGAGAGCAUUUGAGAAGGAUGCACCGACAACCAUUGGAGAAAGCACCAACAAGAACAAAUUCUUUGUCACAUUUCCUUACCCUUACAUGAACGGCCGAUUGCAUCUUGGCCAUACAUUCAGCCUGUCAAAGUGUGAGUUUGCGGUGGGUUAUCAGUCACUGAAGGGGAAGAAAUGCCUCUUUCCGUUUGGGCUGCACUGCACAGGCAUGCCGAUCAAGGCCUGUGCAGACAAGUUGAAGAGAGAGAUGGAGCUUUAUGGAAACCCUCCACAGUUUCCGGAUGAGGAGGAGGAGGAGGAAACGAAGGAGAAACCAGCAGCAUCUGAUGAAAUUAUCAUAAAGGACAAGGCAAAGGGCAAGAAGAGCAAAGCAGUGGCCAAAUCUGGAUCGUCCACUUUCCAGUGGGACAUUAUGAGGUCUUUAGGACUGAACGACCAGGAAAUUUCUCCGUUUGCUAAUGCUGAGCACUGGCUAGAGUACUUUCCUCCUCUGGCUGUCAAAGACCUCAAAAAGAUGGGAGUCAAGGUGGAUUGGAGGCGUUCGUUCAUCACCACGGACGUGAACCCCUUCUACGACUCCUUUGUCAGGUGGCACUUUCUCACCUUGAAGGAGAGAAAGAAGAUCAAGUUUGGCAAGAGGUAUACCAUCUUCUCUCCUAAGGAUGGACAACCAUGCAUGGACCACGACAGGCAAACUGGAGAGGGCGUUGGACCCCAGGAGUACACACUCAUCAAAAUGAAGAUCGUUGAACCUUACACUGCAAAAUUUAAAUCCAAAGUCUUUUAUAGCAGUGCUGUGAAAGGCAAAAGCAUCUUCCUGGUUGCUGCCACUCUGAGACCAGAGACCAUGUUUGGUCAGACUAACUGCUGGGUGAGACCUGACAUGAAGUACGUCGCCUUUGAAACAACCAGUGGAGACGUCUUCAUCUCAACCAGCCGAUCCGCCAGAAACAUGUCCUACCAGGGCUUCACCAAGGAGAACGGAGUGGUGCCGGUGGUCAUGGAAAUACUGGGACAGGAUAUCCUUGGCUCUGCCCUAAGUGCUCCUCUGACCUCCUACAAGGUUAUCUAUGCCCUGCCCAUGCUCACCAUCAAGGAGGACAAAGGUACUGGGGUUGUAACCAGCGUGCCUUCUGAUUCUCCCGAUGACAUCGCUGCUCUCAGGGACAUCAAAAAGAAACAGGCCCUCAGAGAAAAGUAUGGAAUUGAAGACAAGAUGGUGUUGCCUUUUGAGCCGGUCCCUAUUAUUGAGAUCCCGGGCUACGGGAAUCUGUCUGCUCCUCUGGUGUGUGAUGAGCUGAAGAUCCAGAGCCAGAACGACAAGGAGAAGCUGGCUGAAGCUAAAGAGAAGGUGUACCUGAAGGGGUUCUACGAAGGGAUCAUGUUAGUUGAUGGGUACAAAGGUCAGAAGGUCCAGGAUGUGAAGAAGCCCAUCCAGAAGAUGAUGAUCGACAGGGGUGAAGCCAUGCUCUACAUGGAGCCAGAGAAACAAGUCAUGUCACGUUCAGGUGACGAGUGUGUAGUAGCGCUCUGUGAUCAGUGGUAUUUGGACUACGGGGAUUCUGAGUGGAAGCAGCAAGCUCACGAAGCCCUGAAGUCAUUAGAGACAUUUUGUGAAGAGACGAGGAGAAACUUCGAGGCAACUUUGGCCUGGCUGCAGGAACAUGCCUGCUCUCGUACCUACGGGCUCGGAACACGGCUGCCUUGGGACGAGCAGUGGCUGAUUGAGUCUUUAUCGGACUCCACGAUCUACAUGGCUUACUACACCGUAGCCCACCUCCUCCAGGGGGGUGUGCUCAAUGGUCAAGGAGCCUCACCGCUGGGAAUCAAACCAGAACAGAUGACCAGAGAGGUGUGGGACUUCAUCUUCUUUAAAACGUCUCCGUUCCCCAAGACGAGCAUCCCUAAGGAGCACCUGCAGAGGCUGAGGAGAGAGUUUGAGUACUGGUACCCUGUGGAUGUCCGUGUGUCUGGCAAAGACUUGGUGCCCAACCAUCUCUCCUACUUUUUGUACAACCAUGUCGCUAUGUGGCCCAAAGACAAUGGGAAAUGGCCACAAGCAGUGCGAGCUAACGGACAUCUGCUGCUUAACUCAGAGAAGAUGUCCAAGUCAACAGGAAACUUCCUCACUCUCUACCAAGCCAUCGAGAAGUUUUCUGCAGAUGGUAUGCGUCUGGCUCUAGCUGAUGCUGGAGACACAGUGGAGGACGCUAACUUUGUAGAAACCAUGGCGGAUGCUGGCAUCCUUCGCCUCUACACGUGGGUGGAGUGGGUGAAGGAGAUGAUCGCCAACCAGAACAACCUGAGGACGGGACUCAUGGACACGUUCAAUGACCGCGUCUUUGCCAGUGAGAUGAAUGCAAGCAUCAUAAGGACAGAGCAGCAUUAUGAGAGGAUGAUGUACAAAGAGGCUCUGAAGAGCGGCUUCUUCGAGUUUCAGGCUGCCAAAGAUAAGUAUCGUGAGCUGGCGAUUGAAGGCAUGCACAGAGACCUCGUCUUCCAGUUCAUAGAGAGACAAACGCUGCUGCUGGCCCCCAUCUGUCCCCACCUUUGUGAAUACACAUGGAGUCUGCUGGGCAACACGAGUUCUCUGAUGAAGGCGUCGUGGCCCGUGGCGGGGCCCGUUGAUGAGAUUCUGAUUCGUUCCUCUCAGUACCUGAUGGAGACUGCUCACGACCUUCGUUUGAGACUCAAAGCCUACAUGCUUCCCCCUAAGAAUAAGAAAGGUGACUCGAAGCCUCCUGCCAAGCCGUCCCACUGCACCAUCUACGUAGCCAAGAGCUACCCUCCAUGGCAGCACAGUGCCUUGUCCCUGCUCGGCAAGCACUAUCAGAGCAACAACGGCGUCCUUCCAGACAACAAAGUCAUAGCGAGUGAGUUGGGAGCCCUGCCUGAGCUGAAGAAGUACAUGAAGAGAGUCAUGCCUUUUGUUGCCAUGAUCAAGGAAAGCCUGGAGAAAAACGGACUCAGGGUCUUGGAUCUUGAACUGGAGUUUGAUGAGCGAGCUGUUCUCAUGGAGAACCUGGUCUACUUGACUAAUUCUCUGGAGUUGGAGCAGAUUGAUGUCUUGUUUGCAUCCGAGGCUGAUGACAAAGUGAAGGAGGACUGUUGCCCUGGGAAACCGUUCAGUGUGUUUAGAUCAGAGCCUGGAGUAAGUGUCUCCCUGGUUAAUCCUCAACCAUGCAACGGCCUGUUUUCAACAAAGAUUGACAUCAGGCAAGGGGACAACAGUGACAACAUCAUCCGACGGCUAGCUAAAGUCAACAGACUCAUAAAAGAUCUGUCCAGAGUGAAGCUGAUGAGGUACGAGGACCCCCUGUUAGGACCUCGCAGGGUGCCUGUUCUAGGACAAGAGGAGCAAGGCAAACUACUCGUCUCCACCAAAUCUGUGUUCAACGUAAAUUUGCAGGAAAAGAAGGUGACUUUAGCCGACAACGGCCUCACCAUAGACAUUGGGGACACUCUGGUUUAUCUGAUCCACUAGAGCAGCAUCCAGCUCAACUGAUCCAUAUUUUACAGUGUAACAGGUCAUUUUGACACAAAACAACUCAGACUUUUGGCUUCAUUUGUUUUUCGUAGCUGAUGUUUCUAUACAUUGGCCUACUGUCCACUGAAAGAUCUCCCCAGUUUUGCUGUUAAAGAGAAACUUUAAGACACAUUUUGUUGUGAACUAACAUUCAGGUUUCAGCUCUGGUUGUCUUAGAGAAUUUUGUGCUCAAGAGUUCAAAACAUUAAAAUAAGGAUGUUGUAAAAGUUUUGACCCUUUAUUGUGGUUAUUAAUAAAAUAACUUCAAUCUGUACUGCAGUACGUGGGCAGCACUUACCUGUGUCAGAAAUGCUUUUGCCCACUUUUAAUUGCGUUCUCUUUAGAUGUGGAUGGGUUUAGUUCCUGACUGAAGCGAUGUGUGGUAGAUAUGCAUCCCAAACCAGGCCUUAUAGGCUCUGCAGAGAUCUUCCACCAUCUCCUGAUUGUCUACACAAUCACAACACCUGCUCUGUUCUGAAUACCUGAAAGCGUCUCCUGUUCUUUUGCAUUUGACAUCAAUUAUGAAACUUGUCCUGUUUUAAAUCUGGCUGAGUUAUCCACAAAAAUAAAACCUAUUGAAACUA